Ilex paraguariensis (yerba mate) is the source of this 1977-nucleotide messenger RNA. The record is from the annotation of a GenBank genome assembly. NCBI's taxonomy places the organism in Eukaryota, Viridiplantae, Streptophyta, Magnoliopsida, Aquifoliales, Aquifoliaceae.
AUGUAUUCUCAGGACAUACAUCAUCCCAAGUUAUCAAGUGCUGCUGGUUUUGUGAAAAAAUUGCAUGAUCUUGCAGUUCAUAAGAGGGGUUAUGUGGACUUACAAGAGAUGGCAAGGGCAGACGGUCUCUCAUGCAAUUAUGGAACCACUCUUCCAAAAGACCCAACUUGGAAUUUGCCUUGUAGUUGGAUAGCAGCGGACCCCUCUACAUUUCUAAUCCGUGGAAAGACUUAUCUAGAAGACCAUAAGAAGAUUAAGGCAAAAGGUUCAUUGAUGCAAAUGGUUGCUGCGGAUUGGCUGCGAUCUGACAAGCGAGAAGAUGAUCUUGGUGGCCGCCCUGGGAGCAUAGUUCAGAAAUAUGCAGCAAAGGGCGGUCCAGAAUUUUUCUUUAUUGUGAACAUACAGGUGCCAGGUUCCACAACAUACAGUCUUGCCCUAUAUUACAUGAUGGGUACUCCUGUAGAAGACACACCCUUGCUAGAGAGCUUUAUUGGAGGCGAUGAUGCACAUAGAAAUUCGAGGUUUAAGCUCAUACCAUACAUAUCUAAGAUUAAGGCAAAAGGUUCAUUGAUGCAAAUGGUUGCUGCGGAUUGGCUGCGAUCUGACAAGCGAGAAGAUGAUCUUGGUGGCCGCCCUGGGAGCAUAGUUCAGAAAUAUGCAGCAAAGGGCGGUCCAGAAUUUUUCUUUAUUGUGAACAUACAGGUGCCAGGUUCCACAACAUACAGUCUUGCCCUAUAUUACAUGAUGGGUACUCCUGUAGAAGACACACCCUUGCUAGAGAGCUUUAUCGAAGGCGAUGAUGCACAUAGAAAUUCGAGGUUUAAGCUCAUACCAUACAUAUCUAAGAUUAAGGCAAAAGGUUCAUUGAUGCAAAUGGUUGCUGCGGAUUGGCUGCGAUCUGACAAGCGAGAAGAUGAUCUUGGUGGCCGCCCUGGGAGCAUAGUUCAGAAAUAUGCAGCAAAGGGCGGUCCAGAAUUUUUCUUUAUUGUGAACAUACAGGUGCCAGGUUCCACAACAUACAGUCUUGCCCUAUAUUACAUGAUGGGUACUCCUGUAGAAGACACACCCUUGCUAGAGAGCUUUAUCGAAGGCGAUGAUGCACAUAGAAAUUCGAGGUUUAAGCUCAUACCAUACAUAUCUAAGGGGUCAUGGAUUGUCAAGCAGAGUGUUGGAAAGAAAGCAUGCCUUGUGGGUCAAGCACUCGAAAUCAAUUAUUUCCGUGGGAAAAACUACUUGGAGCUUGGGAUUGAUAUUGGUUCGUCAACGGUUGCAAGGGGUGUGGUCAGCCUCGUUCUUGGUUACCUGAACAACCUAGUCAUUGAAAUGGCAUUUCUUAUACAGGGGUCAUGGAUUGUCAAGCAGAGUGUUGGAAAGAAAGCAUGCCUUGUGGGUCAAGCACUCGAAAUCAAUUAUUUCCGUGGGAAAAACUACUUGGAGCUUGGGAUUGAUAUUGGUUCGUCAACGGUUGCAAGGGGUGUGGUCAGCCUCGUUCUUGGUUACCUGAACAACCUAGUCAUUGAAAUGGCAUUUCUUAUACAGGCUAACACAACAGAGGAGCUCCCAGAAUGUCUUCUUGGAACCUGUCGUCUUAAUCAUCUGGAUGCUUCAAAAUCGAUUUUGGAAGAGAACUCCUUUGUAAAUACCAAUGAUGAUCUUUAUAGCAGGAGCUCAUUCUUUGGAAUUCAGGGGUCAUGGAUUGUCAAGCAGAGUGUUGGAAAGAAAGCAUGCCUUGUGGGUCAAGCACUCGAAAUCAAUUAUUUCCGUGGGAAAAACUACUUGGAGCUUGGGAUUGAUAUUGGUUCGUCAACGGUUGCAAGGGGUGUGGUCAGCCUCGUUCUUGGUUACCUGAACAACCUAGUCAUUGAAAUGGCAUUUCUUAUACAGGCUAACACAACAGAGGAGCUCCCAGAAUGUCUUCUUGGAACCUGUCGUCUUAAUCAUCUGGAUGCUUCAAAAUCGAUUUUGGUGCAACCUUGA